UGAUUUUAAUUUUUGUUCAAUUGUUUUUAUUGGAUAUCUUAAUCAGUGUUUUGCUUGUUAAUUGGGUUUCAAUCAUCAAUCCUCUCUUUGUCACAAUCGAGAAAGUUUUCUUGUUCACUCUCUCUUUGAAAAAUGAUUUUCUGUUAAAAGGCAUUUUCUUGAAUAUUUAAAAAUACACCUUUUAUCUUUCAAAAAAAAAAAAAAGAAUCUACACCUUUUAAUCUAUUUUCACAAUCAUAUUAUUUGGAGUUAUUACAUCUUUCAAUAAUUGAUUUGGCUAUUGGAUACCUCAAUAAGUUACAAAUAAAUCAAGUGAUAAAAAAAAAAACACCAUUCUCAAUCUUUUUCGCAUUAUAAAUUUUAUAUUCAUUAUACAUCCACUACUUCAUAGUUACGUCCUAUAUAAGCAGUCAACUUUCAUUUUCAGAAUACAUACGUACAAGCAUAGAUUAUUAUGUGACGGCUAAUUAAUUAAAAUAACGAUAGUAUCACAAUCACUAGUUGAAAAUAAUGCAUUAGAAAUUAAGAUUAGAUUAUCAAUAUUACUCUUACUAGUAAUUAUAUAGGGCCCAAUUGAUCAUCUCAGGAAAUGAUGGUUUUGGAAUUAUGUAGUACAAUAAUGACGACAUCCUGUGCACACUCUUUCCAUUAUUUUGGCUGAUAUUCUACCAUUUCAAAUCUAAAUAUAGGAUUCCUCGUUUACUCCACCUUAACCACCAAAUACAAUAGAAAACCAUGUUGUCUAGAGCAUUAUGCUGCUAUAUUUCCUUUCCAUUUGAUCAAUUUCUUACAACUUCAAUAGAAAAUUCUACAUGUAAUUGUGAGUAUGUAACACAAAACCUUGGUAUAGACAUCUUAUUAAAGUAUAAAAUCGCGGCGAUUUUAUCCAUUUUAAUAGCAAGUGCUAUAGGUGUUACAUUUCCUAUAGUAGGGAAGAAUUUUCCCAUUUUACACCCGCAGAGUAAAUUGUUCUUCUUGAUCAAGUCAUUCGCGGCAGGGGUAAUUUUGUCCACGGGUUUUAUCCAUAUAUUACCUGAUGCCUUUGAAGACCUUAACAGCCCUACACUUAAGGACACCCCUUGGGGUAAGUUCCCCUUCACUGGCCUUGCGGCCAUGGUUGGGGCGCUUGGGUCAUUGAUGAUAGAUGCUAUCGCCACGGGGCAUUAUCGUAGGGCCCACUUCGGUGAGCAUUCGGGUUCGGCUGAUGGGGUUGUUGUGGAGGAGACAAGUGAGGAGCAUGCUGGUCAUGUUCAUCUUCACACCCAUGCUACACAUGGUCAUGCUCAUGGUCCUGGUCCAUUGGAAGCGAACUUGGAUGGUUUGACUGACUUUGAUCGUAUCAGAUAUAAGAUUACUUCACAGGUACUGGAGAUGGGAAUUGUAGUUCACUCAAUUAUCAUUGGCAUAUCACUAGGUACGUCUCAGAGCCUUGACACGAUCAAGCCUCUCAUCGUAGCAUUGUGUUUCCAUCAGUUUUUCGAAGGCAUUGGACUUGGUGGUUGCAUUGCACAGGCAGCUUUCAAAUCUGGAUCCACAUUGUGCAUGGCUUUAUUUUUCUCCCUCACAACUCCAGUGGGAGUAGCAAUUGGUUUCGGAAUUACAAAUGUUUACGAUGAUAGCAGUCCAACAGCUUUAGUCGUGCAAGGAUUGCUAAACUCAGUCGCUGGUGGAAUAUUGAUUUACAUGGCUCUUGUCGAUCUUCUAGCUCAAGAUUUCAUGAACUCAAAGGUGCAGACCAACACUAGGCUCUUCUUUGGCGCCAAUGUAACCUUGCUUCUUGGUGCCGGGAUCAUGGCCCUCUUGGCAAUAUGGGCUUAAUUUUUUCCCUACACAUAGUUUAAUAAAAGCACUGCGCUACAUAUAGAUGUAUUGAUUCAUUGAUUGUUUUUUUUUCCUUUUUCUUCCUUUGAUUGGGGUUGAUUAUAGUAAUUCUACAUUGAUGUUAUCAACAAGGCAUGAUUUUUUGCUGCAAGUUGAAUAUAAUCCCUACAUCUUCAGUUACACGUUACACUAAUAAAAAUCAUAAUUAACUAAGUUUGCAUACUA
Chenopodium quinoa (quinoa) is the source of this 2046-nucleotide messenger RNA. Its product is annotated as zinc transporter 1-like. The transcript has 3 exons. The coding region runs from base 736 to 1818 and encodes 360 amino acids. Gene Ontology annotation, biological process: zinc ion transmembrane transport. The record is from RefSeq and is a predicted model, not a curated record. Gene Ontology annotation, molecular function: zinc ion transmembrane transporter activity. NCBI's taxonomy places the organism in Eukaryota, Viridiplantae, Streptophyta, Magnoliopsida, Caryophyllales, Amaranthaceae. Gene Ontology annotation, cellular component: plasma membrane.